AUGCACGGGGAACACAACGACGGAUACAAGCAAGCGCUCCAGACACACCUCGACCACGCCCAAUAUCAUGGCUAUCCCACUUACGUGAUUGACCGUACCAUUCUCGACGGUCUUUGGACGAAAGAAGCCGCAUUGCUGGAGAUGAUGCUGGAGGCACUCUCCAAACCCAAGAGCGAGCGCUUGAGAUGGAUCUUCUGCCUUUGUGCCACCGGAUUCUCGGAACGACGUACAUUUGUGUUGUAUACCAAAGACUGGAAUGGUCUCAACAAUGGCGUCUUCAUGUUGCGUGUCUCGGAAUGGAGCGUGAGUCUGCUAUCUUCCAUCGUUGCGUAUCGCACUUUCAAGCCGGAGGAGGAUCUUCCCUUUACAGAACAGUCGGCAAUGGAGAAGGUUCUGGAGUUGGAUCAGUACAAAGAUGGUGCAGUCGAAUGUCCUCCGCGGUGGUUCAAUUCGUAUCCAAACGAUGGCGACGAAUCCAACAUAAACUUUCAUCAUGCACCGGGCCAACUUCUAGUACAUUUCGCGGGCAUUGAAGACAAGUCCAAAGCGAUAGGCGAAUGGGUAAAGAAGCUCGAGACAGAUCGUGAGAAGUGGGAGAUGCCUCUUUCUCGCACGAAUUAYGAGCAGCGGAUUGCAGAAUUCUGGGAUGGGUUCGAAUCGGGAAGCGAAAUGGGGCAAGAUGCUGGAGAACAACCCCAAAGGAGGUCGAGGCGAAAGGCACCUAGGGUAUGA
Messenger RNA from Ramularia collo-cygni, 732 nucleotides. RefSeq lists its product as uncharacterized. The transcript is spliced from 2 exons. The record is from RefSeq and is a predicted model, not a curated record. Gene Ontology annotation, cellular component: Golgi membrane. Lineage: Eukaryota; Fungi; Ascomycota; Dothideomycetes; Mycosphaerellales; Mycosphaerellaceae. The coding region runs from base 1 to 732 and encodes 243 amino acids. Gene Ontology annotation, biological process: protein N-linked glycosylation. Gene Ontology annotation, molecular function: glycosyltransferase activity.